AUGCCCAACCUUUCCGUCGUAGGCGUUGAUAUCAGUCCCAUAGCCGUCUCGCUUGCGAAGAAGAACCUAGAGCAUAACAUCCAGAGUCAAAACCUACUCCCGCGUGCGAGAGACGAAGUCCAGUUCGUGCAAGCCGACAUCCUCAGCCCUCACUCUAUGAGCCCAGACGGUUCAGAACUCGGUAGGCUUCUCGAUAGCCUGCAAAGCAGACCGCCUGUCAAAGGCCAAUCUCAGGGAUGGGAUCUUCUGAUAUCCAACCCUCCAUAUAUCUCGCCCUACGAGUUCGCCAACGGUACUACUAAACGUAGUGUUCGGCUGUAUGAACCUACGCUGGCGCUGGUUCCGCCGAUCCGGCCUGCUGGCCUGUCCCAAACAGUAGCGCCGUCAGAUUUGGUCAGGGCAGACACCUUUUAUCCUCGACUACUGGCCAUUUCCGCGCAACUAGGCGCCCGUUUCACUGUUCUCGAAUGUGGUGACGUAGCUCAGGCUCAAAGAGUUGCUGCUCUCACUGGCGAUCCGAGCCCAAGUCCAAGUCCGGGCUCAGAGAGAAACACACGAACGGAAAUAUGGCGUUGUGAUUGGGACAGUUACGCUCAUAGAGCUUCUCCAAACAGUAAUGAGCAACAGCCGGAACUUACGGACGCCACGGAAGAAGACCGUAAUUGUGACGACCAACCUAGAAUCCCAGCGGAACAAGGGGCUCGAGCGGUUGUAAUCUCGAGAUACUAA
Arthroderma uncinatum is the source of this 729-nucleotide messenger RNA. Its product is annotated as S-adenosylmethionine-dependent methyltransferase. The coding region runs from base 1 to 729 and encodes 242 amino acids. Gene Ontology annotation, biological process: methylation. Gene Ontology annotation, molecular function: methyltransferase activity; nucleic acid binding. Gene Ontology annotation, cellular component: mitochondrion. The transcript has a single exon. The record is from RefSeq and is a predicted model, not a curated record. NCBI's taxonomy places the organism in Eukaryota, Fungi, Ascomycota, Eurotiomycetes, Onygenales, Arthrodermataceae.